AUGGCGAACGACCCCAUGCGAGUGAAGCUGGAGCAGCUUGACGCUCUUUCGGGAGAAGCCGAGAACGACCCGGCGAAGUUCGGGCGGCUUCUGAACACCGCUAUGAGGGCGGGGGCUGCUGCUGGCGGAGACACUCAGCAGACGGAGGCCACGAUCGACGCGCAAGAGGAGCAGGACCUGAUGAAAGAACUCGAGUCUCAGCUCUACGGCUGCGAGAUGGACAUCUCCUCCCAGGACGCCCAGCCGACCCAGUACGAUCUGCCACCUGCUGACUUGCAGACAGAAGGUACAAAGGAUGGCUUUGAUGCCACGUUGGAGCAUCUCAUGCGUGAGGUCGGGCUCGAGGAACGCGAGGAUGAUGCGAUCAGAAAAUCUCCAAAGCGAGAGCUUGAAAUUGAUUUUGCCAGGGUCGCCAAGGAACUGGAGGAUGAAACCAUGUUGGCCAAGGAACAUGAGGAAGCUGAGAAAGCCAGCAGAAUGGCGAAGGAAAGGGAGGAAACUGAGAAAGCAAGGUUGGCCAAGGAAAAGGAAGAAGCUGAGAAAGUAAGCAAAAUGAUCAAGCAAAUGGAGGAAGCUGAGAAAGGCAGGUUGGCCAAGGAAAGGGAGGAAGCCGAGAAAGCCAUCAGAAUGGCCAAGGAAAUGGAGCAAGCCAAGCUGGCCAAGGAAAGGGAGGAAACUGAGAAAGCCAGGAUGGCCAAGGAAAUGGAGGAAGCCAAACUGGCCAAGGAAAGGGAGGAAGCUGAGAAAGUCAGGAUGGCCAAGGAAAUGGAGGAAGCCAAGCUGGCCAAGGAAAGGGAGGAAGCUGAGAAAGUCAGGAUGGCCAAGGAAAUGGAGGAAGCCAAGCUGGCCAAGGAAAGGGAGGAAGCUGAGAAAGCCAGGAUGGCCAAGGAAAGGGAGGAAGCCGAGAAAGCCAUCAGACUGGCGAAGGAAAUGGAGGAAGCCAAGCUGGCCAAGGAAAGGGAGGAAACUGAGAAAGCCAGGAUGGCCAAGGAAAUGGAGGAAGCCAAGCUGGCCAAGGAAAGGGAGGAAGCUGAGAAAGCCAGGAUGGCCAAGGAAAGGGAGGAAGCUGAGCAUGCCAGGUUGGCCAAGGAAAGGGAACAGUUCAGGCUGGCAAGAUUGGCCAAGGACAAGGAGGAGGCCGAACAGAUGAGAUCGGCCAAGGACAAGAGCGACCGUGAGACAGUCAGGCUGGCCAAGGAAAAGGAAGACGCUGAUAAAGCCAAGGUGGAGGCCGUGCGUCGACGUGGCAACACAGGCGGCAAAAAAUACCAGGCUUUGCCGAUGAACGCGACAAAGUUGCAAAAGCUACAGCUCUUGCAGGACAUUAUGGCUACUGGGGAUGAGGGGUGCAAGCAGUUCUGCAAGGAUGAGCUUGCAAAACUGAUCAAGCCGAAGGCAGCAACGCCAGCUCCGGCCCCUACCAGUGAUGCCGAUCCUCCGGCCCCUACCACAACGGGUGCCGAUCCUCCGGCCCCUACCACCAGGGGUGCCGAUCCUCCGGCCGCUACCACCCGGGGUGCCGAUCCUCCGGCCCCUACCACCAGGGGUGCCGUUCCUCCGGCCCCUAAUGCCCCGACCUUUGAUGAUGUCAGUGCGAAGAUGGGUUGGUCAAGUCCUGCAACCCCACGCAUGGUGGAGGCACCUGGUACGCCAUCUCCUGCAACGCCUGGCAGUGCAAUCACAACGCCUGGCAGUGCAAAAACAACGCCUGGCAGUGCAAGCGACGGCUUGGUCCAAGGUUCUGCGCCACUCUACAACCGAAAGAACGCCGCCAUGUUCUUGAAUCGCCUGAAAGGCAACCCAAAGAGGAUGCAAGCCUUGCCUGAUGACUUGGCAAAGUUGGUGCGGGACGAAGAUUCAAAGAGCAAAGCCAUCGACUUGAUCGUCGCUGCAGGAGGAGACGAAAAUGAGCUGGUCGGGCAGUGGACUGCAUCGUCCAUUUCUGUGGGGACGGACAAGGAAAAGGGAAAGAUGAAACCUUUGACGGAACAGGAAUUGAUCGGCAAGUACGGUGCGGUCAAUGCUGCGAAGGUGAUGGAGGAAAAAAGGAAGGCUGGUUUGGAGGUUGAUGAUCCCAAUUGUAAAGGGCUCAAGCUUUACUUGCACAACGAGUGGCAGAGGGAAUGGACGAGAGGCACAGAAGAACGAAGCAGUUUCACUGCUUCCGGAGAAGUUCGUGCGGGUGACGCUGCCAACGUUGCACAAAUUCUCAGUGUGCCCCGGCGGGCGCUGACAGGGCCCGGCCAGGAUGAUGAGGACAAUGUGGACAUGGAGGAGGACCCAAAGCCACUUCCGACCAAAAAACCAAAGAAAGCCAGGAAAAAUGAAGCCAGCGGCAAAGAGAAAGACGAAGACGGUGAAACUGAGCCGGAAGCACCACGAGUGGAGAAACUUACACCGCUGGACAAGGCGGCAGACUUAAGGGGGCGGGCCCUCUCGAAGGCCAACCACGCUGGCUCGAUGCGGAAGCAGUUGAAAGGAGUCAGCUAUGCGACUGAAUGCCUCAAGGAGAUGACCAACUUCGAGCAGGAGUUCCAGGCGAUCUACGACCAGGUGGACAAGCUCAUCUCUGAGCUGGUCCACGAUGAUGGGGUCUAUCUUCCCAUUGCUACCAGAUAUCUCGAUAUCGCGAAGCGUUAUGAGAGGCCCAGCAAGGUAGCAAACAGCUUGAUCCGAGCUGCGAAGGCGACUCCGAAGGAUCCAACCGCGCCCAAAGGAUCGGCUAAAGCCAAGUCCAAGAAGCGCAAAGCCGCGGAGGGACCGCAGAUGACUUUGACUCCGCUGGUGCAGCUUUACUGGCCCAGCGCAUGGGUGCUGGAGACUCUUGACUUGGAUGCGAUACCUGUGGCCGAAAAAAGCAGAAUAGCAUCUGCCUUCCGGCGAGAUGGGGCAUCUGGACUUGCCCUUUCACAAAUGGCAAGCAGCGAACGGGAGAGGGAUUUCUUCCGCUGGAUGAAGUUACCCAUCCAGCCCCUGCUGGUGGAUUUGCCUGUGUGGAGCAACACCAAAGAACGCAAGGACAAACAACUGAUAUUUGAGAAAACAGCUUUCUGUCUUCCCAGUGAUGUUCUCUGCGAGCUUUGCAAAAGAUCACUGGUGGAAACCUGUCUUAUUGGACAUUCGCACCUCGGCACGUCAGUAGAUGAAUGGUGGAAGCAAGAACGGGACCAGGUUUACAUACGGGAGAUCUCCCGGAACAAUCCCAACUACCAGGACAUGCUUCCAUUACGCUUUCAUGAGGAUGGUGUACCAACAACUAAGAGCGAAACAUGCAACUUCUGGUCUUGGACCACGCCUUUGGCUAGCCGCGGAAGCGAGAUCUCUCGCUUCUGCAUUGUUGGUGUCACGAACAGUCGUGUCGCGCCCGAAACGAGACGCUGCAUCGCUGACAUCAUCGCUUGGGAUCUUCGAGCACUGGAACGUGGCGUUUUUCCAUCCUGCGACCACAACGACGUUCCGUGGCCAGCUGGCUCAGCGCGAGCCCAAAAGAUUGGCCAAAACAUUGGGAUCAGAGCAUGCUUCUCAUAUUGGGCUGGAGAUAUGGAAGCUCAUGCAAAAUCACACAAUCUUCAGAGGCACUAUAACAAGCCUUCGAUAUGCGAUUGGUGUUGGGCAUCGAGCAGGGACAAACAGCUGACUUUCACAGACUUUUCUUCGUCAGCUCUGUGGCGCUCUACAUGCAGCUACCAUGAGCCGCUGCCACACCAAGAAGAACGAUCUGUUUGGUGCUCAGUCAAGGGCUUCACCAAGCGCCGCCGCCUGUUUGACAUUAUGCACCUCGCCCAUCUGGGUUACAUCCGGGACCUUGUGGCUUCCAUUCUGGUUGAGACCGUGAGAUCGGGCGAGAUGGCAGCUUUCUUGCGAUUCGAUGGCAGCCCAGAUCAGCUUCUUCACAGGUGGACUGCGGAAGCCCAAAGUUUCUGCAAGGAUCGUGGCCUGGAUUGCUCGAUGAAGCCGCUGACGUGGGAAACUUUACAUGCCAACAAGAAGGCUAUCUACCCUGAUCUCACAAGCCGUAUAAAAGCAAGUCGGACCAGAAACUUGCUGGCGUUUACCGCUUAUUACUGCUGUCAACUGGAAAUACUGGUGUCUGGUGACGCACCCUCAGACACGGUGCAUUGGUCGAGGUGCAGGGCAACGAUGGUAUGGUGCUUGGAUGCAGCAUUGAGUGUUGGGGGAACUGGCAGUAAACCCUUUCUCAAGCCAGAGGAGAUUAUCGAAUCACAAUGGUGUUUCGAUACGUUCCUUCUGAGUUAUGCUCACGCUGCUGCACGAUUUCAUCGAAAAGGCAUCUGCUUGUACAAACUUCGGCCGAAGAUGCAUUACACGCAGCAUUUGGUGGAUGAGCUGCCCUGCCACAAGCUCAACUUUUACCAUGCUGCGAAUUUUUUGGGUGAGGAUCAUAUGAAGUUCCUCAAGAUUGUUUCGGCCGGCUGCCACGUGACUUCUCAGCCUCGCACCUGGGCAAGACGUUACCUGACGAAACAAGUGUUUCUCUGGCAACGCUUGCCCGGGGCGACGGCGAAGAAGAAGCGCCGCGUCGCAGAAAAAAAAGAGGACGCCGCAGGUCUCUUAAGGGUUUUAGGGUUUAGGGUUUCCAAAGUUGGGGCUUCAGGUUUGGGGGUUGAGGGUUUAGAUUUCGGCUUAAGGAAGAACUUGCCACAAUGCAACCAAACAACAUUCCAUAGUCCCGAAGCUUGCAAGUUUAGGUUCCAAGUUUGA
Messenger RNA from Symbiodinium sp. CCMP2592, 4722 nucleotides. Lineage: Eukaryota; Dinophyceae; Suessiales; Symbiodiniaceae. The record is from the annotation of a GenBank genome assembly.